CGUCGCAGGGCGCCACCACUCGCGGCUCUCUCGCGAGCCGAUCUGUCUCGCCCACGCCAUCAUCUCACCUCCCUUCUCGCCCCUGCGGCGCGAAACCCUAGUCAGGCGACUCCAUGGCGAAGGACCAGAGCGGCUCGCCUCAUGAUAGUCGAGGCGACAGGGAGGAGGAGGAGGCGCGCAGCGGCAGCAAGUCGGUAGAAGCCGAUAGGGAGGGGCCCUCGAAGGGAAGCCGGGACCGGAGCCACCGCGGCAAGUCGAAGCGGCGGGAAGAGGAGGAGGGAAGCGAGAGCUCCGGUGAGGACUCAAGCGAGCGGCGUAAGCGGCGAAGGAAGGAGAAGGAGCGGCGGCGGCGGCGCCGCAGCGAGAGCACGGGCUCGUCGUCGGAGUCCGAGUCCGAGUCGUCGUACUCGGGGUCCAGCGCGGAGUCAGAGGGCGAGUCGGAGUUGGAUUCGGAGGAGGAGAGGCGGAGGCGGCGGCGGCGGCGGAAGAGGAGGAAAGAGAGGGAGGAGGAGGAGGAGAGGAGGCGGAGGAGGAAGGAGAAGGAGAGGCGGAAGAGGAAGGAGAAGGAAAAGGAGAGGGUGAGGAGGAGGAAGGAGAAGAAGAGGAGGAGGAAGGAGGAGAAGAAGGAUUUGGGGAAGAAGGGCGCUGUGACCAACUCGUGGGGGAAGUAUGGUAUCAUCCGUGAGGUCGAUAUGUGGAGCAAGCGACCAGAGUUCACUGCAUGGUUAUCAGAAGUCAAGCAGGUUAAUUUGGAAGCAUUGUCAAAUUGGGAAGAGAAACAAAUGUUUAAGGAAUUCAUGGAGGAUCAUAAUACAGCCACUUUCCCAUCAAAAAAAUAUUAUAAUUUAGAUGCUUAUCAUCGCAAAGCAAUGGAGAAAGAGAAAAAGAAGGGUUUAAAAACUUCAGUGACAGAACGUACAGUAUUUAAUGACGAGGAACAACGACGAUUGGAACUGUUGAAGGAACGUGAACGACGGAAGGAGGAAGAAGUGGAAGCUUUAAAACGCUCCAUGCAAGCUGGACUGGCUCAAGAUAUGAAGGAGCAGGCCCGUUUACGCGAGGAAAUGAACUAUCAAUACAGGUUGGGCAAUUUUCAGGUGUUUGGAGAAGGGAAGUUCAACGAUGAUCAGGAGUUGAGGGCCGUCACUUGCUAUGGGGCUAUGGAUUCUUUUCCAGGACGUUGAAAUUCUCUGCGAACUUCGCGGCAACAGAUCUAUCAUCAAUUCAUCAUCAUGAAUCGGUAUCGCUAACUGCAAAAUUUGCCACCGGAAGAAGAGCACAAAGAAGAUCACACACAAGGCACCAGGAAAACAUAAAUAUGAGCCAUACACACGCAUACGCAUACGAUGUUUCACAUCAAGUUGCUCGAAUAAAUAGAUCCAACAAUACCAGAGUCACAACCAAAACUAAGGCACGCACACACCGCUACAGUCGAAACCCAAACGCCUAGCGCUUGAUGCUG
Molecule: messenger RNA, 1462 nt
Organism: Panicum virgatum (switchgrass)
Lineage: Eukaryota; Viridiplantae; Streptophyta; Magnoliopsida; Poales; Poaceae
Product: DEAD-box ATP-dependent RNA helicase 42-like
Exons: 8
Coding region: 114-1184 (356 amino acids)
Source: RefSeq, a predicted model, not a curated record